Molecule: messenger RNA, 1053 nt
Organism: Paramecium sonneborni
Lineage: Eukaryota; Ciliophora; Oligohymenophorea; Peniculida; Parameciidae
Source: the annotation of a GenBank genome assembly
CGAAUAACAUAUGGGAGGAUCUUGCUGUAAAGAUGAAAAUAUUGAAACUAAUAAAGAAAUUAGAAAUGCCACUAAUAAACCUAUAUUCUCACAUGCUGAAAACUUACCUCCAAGAAACAUACACAAUAAAUCAAAUCAAGAAAUUAGAACUCAACUUUUGUAACCAACAAUUCCAAUUCAAAAUGAUCAAAUUCAAAUACCAAUUAUUCAUAAUGGCCUAGUCAAAGAAAUGUUACUUAAAUUAGGUGAAUAUCAAAUACCAUAAUCUAUUACUAAUGAAGGUCUAGAUGUUACAUCUCCAAUAUAAUUACCUGAUGAUUCUAUCUAUGUUGGAGGCUUAAAAAAUAACUUAUUUUAAGGAUAUGGAGAAAUCUAUUGGGAUGAUGGUACUCAUUAUUGUGGAUAAUUUAAUAAAGGUACAAAAUCUGGAAAUGGUAGAUUAAUUUAUGCUGAUGGAGAUGCAUAUGUAUAUAAACUUAAUUUAAUAAGGAAGGUGAGUGGUUGGAUGAUUAGUAACAUGGAAAAGGAAAGUAUUGGUAUUCUGAUGGAGGACUUUAUGAUGGAAGAUUCUUAUAUGAUUUAAAAGUAAAUUUUAUUUCUUAUUACCUUUAGCAUGGCUAAGGUAAAGAAAUCUUAUCUAAUGGAGAAACUUAUGAAGGAGAUUUCAACAAUGGAACAAGACAUGGUAAAGGAAAAUUAAUUAUGACUGAUGCUGUCUUUGAAGGUUAAUUUGAUAACGGAUAAAUGAUUGAUGGAGAAUAUAGAUGGAAUGAUGGAAGAAAAUAUAAAGGGUAAAUUCAAGGAACAAAAAUGCAUGGUCAUGGAGAAUUUUGGUUUCCUGAUGGAAGAUAUUACAAAGGUAUAUUGAUUUUAAUAUUAUUAGGUGAUUGGGUUGAUGAUUAAAAAUAAGGAUAAGGAGAAUUUCACUAUUCUGAUGGUUCUAUGUUUGUAGGGGAAUGGAAGAAUAAUAAAUAGAAUGGAUAAGGGAAGUUUGUUGAUUAAAAUGGACAAAUUAUAAAUGGCAUUUGGGUUGAUGGCAUUAAGACUAAAUGA